AUGACCUCGCAAAUCCCCACGCCAACCCUCCUCCUCAAUUCCCUCCCUCCCAAAACCCUCAUUGGCAUCGACCUCCUCUCCUUCACCUCCACCCCUAAUUUCCAUGGUAUAAAAAAUCUCCCUCCCGGACCCCACUUUCUAUUCACAGAUAUACGUCUCCGCCAAUGGGAUGCGGGUGCUGAAGCACUUAUCCCCAUAGAUGAAAGCAGUGAGGCGGGGAAGCGAGAUGCUAUGAAGUUGCGCGCGAAUCUGGGACGAAUAUGGGCGAGCGGGGGUUUGCUGGCGUAUGAUCGAGCGACGGAAGAACAACGGCAACGAGCGCAAGAUAAUAAUCAUCCGCUUAAUAGUGUGGGAGAUUAUCACCGGCAACAAAAACAAGAACUCGAAUCGGAAUCAUCACAGGAAUCACCAAAUGACUGGCCGCAACUCACCGACCACAUCACCCCCGCCCUUCUGUCGCGCAUUCUCGGCUCGACUCCCACUGCCACUCCUCCAACCACCACAGCCGUUGUUACUACAAAACAUGGAGAUAUACUAACGUCACAGCCACUGCGCUGGACCGUGUCCUCCGGUAGUUCUGCGGUGCGAGAUCGCGAUGAUAUCCCGGGCCUCUCCACUGCAGAGGUAGCCAGGGCCUAUGACACCGGCAUAGCAAGCGAGCAGGAGAAAGAAUUGCGUUUCUUGCCUGUGGAUCUGAAGCGGACGUGGAGGGCUGGUGCGGUGGGGCGGGAGAGGACGGAGGCGGCGCAGGAUCGGUCGUGGGCGUUGGGAGAUCUGGUGGGGAGAUUUGGACAAGGAGUAUCUGAUACAGAUAAUCUUACAGCUACGGCUUGGGUGGGGGAAAUUGUUGGAUCUACAACUGGUACCAUUGACGGUGAAAGCCAGGAGGCUGGCGAAGCGCAGAUCCUCGGCGAGCUACAAUUUACGUUCCUGAUGGUGCUUACGUUGAUGAACUUCUCGUGCCAGGAGCAGUGGAAGCGGUUGCUAGGGUUGGUAUUGACGUGUCGAGCAGCGGUGCUUGUGCGGGAGAAGUUCUUCGUGCAGGUUCUGCGUCUGCUGCGUUUGCAGCUGAAACACUUUGAUGAUGUUGAGGGGGGAUUGUUUGAUCUGGAUGGUGAUGAUGGAGAGGCGGAGGGACAACUGGUUAGGCAGGAGUUGGAGAAGUUGGAGAAUUGGGUUAAGGGGCGAUACGGCUGGGAGCUUAGACCGGGAGCGACAGUUAAAAGGGGAAUGUUGGAGUUGGAGGAUGGGGAGCAGGUGGAAGUGGAGAUUAGCGGGGCAAAUGAAGAGGAUGAGAUGGGGGAGUAUGCUCCGGUUAUUGUUGAUUUGGGAGAGGGAGAUAGCCUUGAAAAAGGCUUGGUAGAGGAAGUGGAAGAGGACGAGGAGGCGGGACAUAUUGGGAAAACAGACCAUUAG
Molecule: messenger RNA, 1416 nt
Organism: Histoplasma mississippiense
Lineage: Eukaryota; Fungi; Ascomycota; Eurotiomycetes; Onygenales; Ajellomycetaceae
Exons: 4
Coding region: 1-1416 (471 amino acids)
Biological process (GO): spliceosomal tri-snRNP complex assembly
Source: RefSeq, a predicted model, not a curated record